AUGCUCGAGGAUGAAUAUGACCGCGACGUUCUGGACUCGUUCCACUCCAUUGACUGUUUUAAUGGCUACAGGCUCGUCCGUGAACAACUGGAUGCAACAAUUACUCAGCUUCGAAGCAUAGAUGAAAGCUUAAAGGAAGAGUUCCUAACGAGCAAGAAUACCUUUAUGGCCAACAUUAUAAAGGGUAGAACAAACGUCUUAUACCGCAAGCCCAACAAGGCCCAUAGCAACAAGGGCCAAGGUCAAAGCGAUACUAGACCACUUAUUGUGGAGAUCGAAACCCCGGAUAAUCCCCAGCAGGAUCGUGCUCCUUGGCGUCUAACCGAACCGAGUGGGAUAAUUGCUCUAACAGCGGCGAACGUGUCGAGGAGUACCGGAGCCCCUGAAGUACCUCAUCCAGAUUUAACUCAGUCAGAUUCAAAACAGACGGAGGUACUCCCUCGAGAUGCUGAACAGUCGGGUGCUGAAAAGUCAGAUGCUGAAAAGCCGGAUGCUGAACAGAGAAAGAUGACUGACAUGGACCAGAGCCAGAGCGACGGGAAUCUUGUGGUGCGGAAUCGCCCUGCAGAUGGUAGCACAAAUGGCAGUCACACCAUAUGUGACUCCCCGGCAGGUGUGCAAGCACCUUCCGCUGUGGAACAGAGUAGCAGCGAUGCGACGACACACCAAGUGAAGUCUGCGUUAUCGCGCAAAGACAAAGCUCGCCCGCGGAAGUCGGUGUCUUUUAAUGACGACCCUGCUCAAAAACGGGGCCCAGUGAACGGCCGUGGACAGCCGUCUGGCGUAGUUUCCCACCCCCCUUCUCGCAUACAUGAUGAGACUGAUAUUGCUCCAGAGUGGAAGUCGAUAUCGAAAAAGCAAGCACUAAUGAUGAGCUUUCUGGAUUCCGCGGAUGUGGAGUUCUACCAGUAUGAAGCAGAAGAAUAUCAACGGUGUUUCAGCGGCAUGGAAGAUCUCUAUGACUUCCCGGAAACGGAAGAAGAACUCAGCCAAUUAAUUGCAAACGAAGAUGACCAAUGGCUUGACGACUAG
Molecule: messenger RNA, 1032 nt
Organism: Gregarina niphandrodes
Lineage: Eukaryota; Apicomplexa; Conoidasida; Eugregarinorida; Gregarinidae
Exons: 1
Coding region: 1-1032 (343 amino acids)
Source: RefSeq, a predicted model, not a curated record